Phoenix dactylifera (date palm) is the source of this 3626-nucleotide messenger RNA. Lineage: Eukaryota; Viridiplantae; Streptophyta; Magnoliopsida; Arecales; Arecaceae. The record is from RefSeq and is a predicted model, not a curated record.
AGGUAGGUUAGCUAUGUCCUCUCGAACUGGAUCAUCAUUUUCUUCUCGGCGGAAUAGCCUGUGCGUUGACGUCCACGGUCCCAGUAUGCUCCUCCCAAAACUUCCACCAUCCCUCUCCUCCCUCUUCCUUCCAUUCUUCCAGUCUCCGUCACGGUCAUGGACUUCACCACCCUCUCCGUCCCACGGCCAUCCUUGUGCCUAAUCCUUCUCCUUAUACUAUCCUCAGCUUUCUCCGCCGUUAAGUUUUCUUCCGUGGCCCAAUGCCUCCCGGACCAGAGCUCCGCCCUUCUCCGGCUGAAGGAAGGCUUCUCUACCAACACGUCCACCACCAACCUCGAAUCUUGGAAGUCCGGCACCGACUGCUGCGACCACUGGGAGGGCGUUACCUGCGACCCGGCUUCUUCAGGUCGGGUCACCGCUCUCGACCUCAGCAGCCGCAACAUAUCCGGUAGGAUCGAUCCGAUCCUCUUUAACCUCACCUCCCUGACUUCUCUCAACCUCGCGUACAACCCGUUCAACCAAAGUCUCCAGUCGCCGGCGUUCAAUAAGCUGGCUAAUCUCACCCAUCUCAACCUCUCCAACGUCGGCCUCUAUGGCCAGAUACCGUCGGGCAUCUCUCGGCUUACGAAGCUGGUCUCUCUCGACCUCUCUACUUUCUUUUUCGACGAGGGACCUUCCACAUCACUCAAGCUUCGUGAUCCUGAUCUCAGGACCUUAAUUACAAACCUCAGCAAUUUGAGGGAACUCUACCUCGAUGGCAUCAACAUCUCUUCUGAUGGUUCCGAGUGGUGCACAGCAGUGUCCGACUCGACCCCUGGCCUCCAAGCGCUGAGCUUGGCAUACUGUUCGCUCUCUGGUCCAAUUCAUUCAUCGCUCUCCAGGCUUCGGUCGUUGUCGAAACUUCGCCUUGAUCAGAAUAGAUUAAAUUCCAGUGUGCCGGAGUUCUUUGGCAAUUUCUCUUCUUUAGGCGUGCUAAGUCUCAGUGCUUGUGGGCUCACAGGAUUGUUUCCGGCAAGGAUCCUUCAGCUCAGGAAUUUGGCGUUGCUUGAUGUGUCGGGCAAUACUGAUCUUUCUGGGAAUUUGCCUGGGUUCCCCGAAGAUAGCACCUUGGAAAGUUUGGUCCUGUCCAACACGAACUUUUCCGGGACUUUACCUGGGUCUAUUGGCAAUCUCAAGUCUUUGACGGAAUUGCAGCUUUCGGGUUGUCGAUUUUCUGGGGCCAUACCCUAUUCUUUUAGCAACCUCACCCAGUUGGUCCAUCUGGACCUCUCAUUCAAUAAUCUCAGUGGCGAGCUUCCUUCGAUGGUUCGAUGGCGAAGCAUUUCAGAUGUAGUACUUAAGAAUAAUAGGCUGAGUGGAUCGAUAACUUCCUCUCUUGGCGACCGAGUGCUUCGCAAUCUCACAGUGAUUGAUCUAACAAAUAACUCACACUCUGGUGAGAUUCCUGUAUGGCUGUUUUCCCUACCAUCUUUACAGAAUUUGCUGCUUAGCCAGAACCAGUUCUCCGGACAUCUCCAAGAGUUUUCAGAUCCUUCUUCCACGUUGUCAAAUGUUGACUUGAGUAAUAACGAGCUGCAGGGACCAAUUCCUAAGUCGGUCUUUCGGCUCUCAGGGCUAAAAAUUCUCAAUCUUGCAUCAAACAACUUCAGCGGUACGGUGGUGCUAGACUUGCUCCGGAACUUGAGGAAUCUCUCGAUUCUGGAUCUCUCAAAUAAUAGGCUGUCAGUAAUAGAUGGAGAUGAUAAUUCUUCGUGGGCUUCUUUCCCUAAUAUCAGCACGUUGAGACUGGUAUCUUGCAAUCUGAACAGGCUUCCUGGUUUUUUGAGAUACCAGGUUGGAGUCGGCACCCUGGACCUCUCAAUGAACAGCAUUGGCGACAGUAUACCCCAGUGGAUAUGGAGUAUUGGGAACUACAGUUACAAUUAUUUGAAUCUUUCUUUUAACAUGUUUACCAGUGUGGAGGGACCUCCGCCCGAUGUUUCCGAUAUCAGUUCAAUGAUCCUUGAUCUUCAAGCCAACAUGCUUCGAGGACCUAUUCCUCUCCCUCCGCAGAACACCAUUGUUUUGGAUUACUCCAACAACAGCUUCGCGUCCUCUAUCCCAUCCAAUUUCAGUGCAUAUCUCAGUUUCACCGUCUUCCUUUCACUGUCUAGUAACAGACUCACAGGAGAAAUCCCUCCUUCCAUUUGCAAUGCGAGCUACCUCCAAGUCCUUGAUCUUUCAGACAACAGUUUUAACGGUUCGAUCCCAUCAUGCCUUGUGGAAGGCAGCAAUGGUUUGGGCAUACUGAAUUUGCGGGGCAACCGGUUUCAGGGAGCCUUGCCUCAGAAUUUUGACGAAAACUGUACUCUCCGGACAAUAAAUCUCAAUGGUAAUCAGCUGAGCGGGCAGCUGCCCACAUCCUUGGCCAGGUGCAGAAUGCUAGAGGUUCUAGACCUUGGAAACAACAGCAUGGUCGACUCCUUUCCAUACUGGCUGGGGGAAAUUUCUACACUGCGCGUCCUUGUUCUGAGGUCCAAUGAAUUCUAUGGCCAUGUUGGUCCUCCUGCAGAAAACAAUGGAAGCAAUGGCACAUUUGAGAUGCUGCAAAUAUUUGAUCUGUCUUCCAAUAACUUCAGCGGCAGAUUACCCCCUGAAUGCUUCAAGAAUCUAAAAGCCAUGAUGGGUGGUUCAGAUUUUAAUCGCUCCACUGUGGAUUACAGGUACCUGCAGUUCGGCCAAUCACCCUACUAUCAGAACAGUGUCACAGUAUCAGUCAAAGGGCUGGAGAUGACGCUAGUGAAGAUCCUGACCAUCUUCACAUCCAUUGAUGUCUCUCGUAAUCGCUUCGAAGGUGGCAUCCCGGGGGAGAUUGGGGAACUCAAUUCACUGGUGGUGCUAAACAUGUCGCACAAUGCUCUUACAGGUGAAAUCCCUCCUCACCUUGGGGACCUGCUGCAGCUCGAGUCUUUGGAUCUAUCUUCAAACGACCUCUCAGGCGGGAUUCCCCAGCAGCUGACUUCUCUUACUUUCCUCUCUUCUUUGAACCUCUCAUACAACAAUUUAUCGGGAACAAUACCAAAUAGUACUCAGUUCUCUACAUUCGCGAACGCUUCGUUUAUAGGGAAUGAAGGAUUAUGUGGGAGCCCAUUGUCAAAACAAUGUAGUAGUCCAAGCACAGAUCCUUCUUCAAGCUCCAAUCAUGGAGCUUCUGGAGCCCAAAUUUGGAGUUAUUUUGGUUCCAUCAUGAUAGGAUUGGGUUUUGGAGUUGGCUUUGCAGUGGUAAUGCUUUUCACGGCCUGGAGGGUUGGGAGAUGGUGGCAUGAGCAUCCAGUUGACAGGUAGCUUAGCCUUCCGUUUGACAUCUACACAGACUUACCCAUGAAUAGGUAUCAAUGACAGUUGAAUGAACGAAAAAGAGGCUGCCUUCCCAAGCUUUCGAUCUUUCAGUGAUUUGGUCCUUCUCAUGCUUACUGUUGUGUCAGGCUAGGAAGAUCAGCAGCAGCAUCCAUUACAAGCUGAGAAUUAGCACGAAAUGGUACUGAAGAGGAAUGUGGAAAGCCAAACUAAUUUUGCUUAUGUGAGGAUCCGUGCGGGCAUGUGUUUAGUCCCACAUCGGUUAUUCGCUGGGUAGAUUAUGGAUACUU